Molecule: messenger RNA, 3297 nt
Organism: Nakaseomyces glabratus
Lineage: Eukaryota; Fungi; Ascomycota; Saccharomycetes; Saccharomycetales; Saccharomycetaceae
Gene: SEF1
Product: Sef1p
Biological process (GO): DNA-templated transcription; regulation of DNA-templated transcription
Cellular component (GO): nucleus
Molecular function (GO): zinc ion binding; transcription cis-regulatory region binding; DNA-binding transcription factor activity, RNA polymerase II-specific
Source: RefSeq, a predicted model, not a curated record
AUGAGUACAGCAGCCAGUAAUGAUCAUCCAGAUGGUGGUGGUAAGCAGUCCACCACCAAGAAAGCUACUAAGAGAGCUUCAAAAAGUGAAGAAUCUGGCCAAAAGAAGAAAGUUAAAAAGGAGUCUACAAGCAAAAUCAGUUCGCCGGAUGACAACCAUAGCGUGACGUCGACCUCUACUGUGCUAUCACAACAUAUGAAUGGAUCUAUGUCUUCUAAUGGAGCAAAUCUAGGAACUACACACCGUCCUGUGACUUCAUGCACACAUUGCAGACAACAUAAGAUUAAAUGUGACGCUAGCCAGAAUUUUCCUGCCCCUUGUACUAGGUGUGCUAAGAAUGGAUUUCACUGUGAAAUCAAUCCACAAUUUAGGCCGAAGAAAGGAUCCAUGAUGCAAAUGCUAGCGCAUGAAGUUGACGAGCUAAAAUAUAAAGUAAGUUACUUAAUCAGAAAUGAUGGGCUUAUUGCCAAGGCAUUAGCAAACCAUAAAGAAGGCCAAGAUAUAUUGAGAGUACUAAACACUAACCCUCCUGGCUAUUACCAGGAAGGAAAGUCUGAGAUAAACACCAACUCUCCAUCAGUUAAUCAUGCCUUAACGCCAAAUCACGAAACGAAUAGUAACUCAUCACCGAAUACCAAGAUAAGUGUUCAAACUUAUUUGGCUGGUGAUCACCCACUAGUAAGUCAAGAUACGAAAUCACCAACUGCAAGCGGGAACGCUGUGCCAACACAAGCGAUGAACAUGAACCGUAACGACAUCAUUGGAACGAAAUAUACAACAUCUGUAAAUAAACCAAUUUUACCUCCAAUUUUAAAUGAUUCUACACCAACUAACAAUUCCUCCAAAGCUCAAAUCAACUCUGGGCUACUCCAAAUGGCUUUUCAUAGAAAUUCUUCAACGACAGGGAGCCCAUCUACUAGCCGACCUCUUUCGCCCUUGGUUCCAAAUGGGGCAACCUCUCAUGGAAUGAUUAACAACGAUAUUGGAUUGCAACAAGCAGGGCAAGUAGGGGCUAAAAAGUCUCCUAUAAUUGCGACGACCACAACAAUGGAUCCUUUGCCAUCACCACAAGCCAACAUUGAUGAGUUUGUUUUGGGAGACAUUCGCUUAUCGAUAAACAAAGCAGAUGAAUUACAUUCUACAUUCUUAACAAAAUACCUCCCAUAUUUUCCUAUAAUGUCCUCGAACUCCGCAACUGAGUUAUUCGGUCAGUCUCAAUUAUUGUUUUGGACUGUCAUGUUAACUGCCUCUAUGUCAGAACCUGAACCAACUUUAUACAUGAAACUAUCAACCCUUAUAAAGCAGUUGGCAAUCGAAACUUGUUGGAUUAGAACUCCAAGAUCAACCCACAUUUCACAGGCAUUAUUAAUCUUGUGCAAUUGGCCAUUACCAAAUCAAAAGGUUCUCGAUGAUUGUUCAUAUAGGUUUGUUGGGUUGGCCAAAUCACUUUCGUAUCAGCUAGGUCUUCACAGAGGUGAAUUCAUAUAUGAAUUUACCAGAACGCAAACAUCUAUGCCCGAUGCUGAAAAAUGGCGUACAAGAACAUGGCUGGGUAUUUUCUUUUCUGAAAACUGCUGGUCGAGUAUUUUGGGUUUACCACCAAACUCUAAACCUGACUAUCUAACUGAGAAAGCCAAAAAGGCAGAAAUAUAUGAGGACAAUGUGGAUAAGACAAGUGAAAUUACCAGCAAAGAAUCAAACAAGGGAAAAGCAAAGGAAACAAAUGGCCAUGCUAAUGAAAUAUCCGAUAACAAGAUGACUUUACCAAAGAGAUUUAAACAAAUGCUGAUCCUUGCAGACUUUCAAGGAAAGUUAUGUAAUAUUAUGGGAACAAGUGUUACAAGUCCAGACGGUUUGAUGGAACCUUCCUAUAGGUCAGAUGCUUUGUCCGUACUUGAUAAGGAGCUGGAAGAGCUUAAUACAACAUAUAAAUUUGACACAGAUGAUGUUGUUAAUAUUUAUUACUUGUAUAUCCGUUUGAUGAUUUACUGUUUUGCUUUUCUUCCUGGAACACCUGCACAAGAUCAGCUUGUAUAUGUGAACCCGGCAUAUACAGCUGCAACUAAGAUUGUUACACUGUUAACACAAUUAUUAAAGGACCAACAAUUGAUAGAAUUACCAAUUUAUAUAAGACAAAGUGCAUCAUACGCCUCUCUGAUAUUAUUCAAGCUGCAGCUAAGUCCAGCUCUGUCUGAUAAAUGUUUCGAAUCUGCGAGACAGUCGAUAGUUACCAUUCAUAGAUGUUACAGGAAUCAGCUAUCAGCUUGGGCAACUGUUGUAGAGAACGACAUCUCCAGAACUGCAAGUAUGCUGGAGAAGUUGAACUUUGUACUGAUAACACAUCCAGAAGUAUUAGUAGAGGAAGCUGGUAUUAUAUCCAGAAUGAGAUCACAUAUGACUGGUUCGUUGUUUUACGAUCUUGUUUGGUGUGUGCAUGAAGCUAGAAGAAGAGAAGUGGACCCUGAAUACAACCGUCAAGUUCUAGAGGACGUAAAGAAGAGUCAUGAAAAAGAUGGCAGCAAACAAUCAUAUCAUAUUCCCGCUAGCAAAUUAUAUCCACUACCGUUAUACAACCAGAUUUCUAAAGAGGAUUUCAAAACGGUUACUAAAACAACACCUAAUGGUACAACUGUAACCACUCUUGUACCAACCAGAAGUGCCCUAAGACAAGCUGAAAGCAACAGCAAUAAUGAUGGGGGUGCUGUUGCUAUUAAUGGCAUACCACUGGCUAUGCUGGAUGAAAAUGGUAGCCUAGAUAUGGACAAUUUGUUCUCAUUGCAGAAUAUUGCCCCAGUGAAUGGAGAUGGUGCUAUUUAUCCUCGCAUGAUUGACUCAAUAAUCAGACCUGAGGAUAUACCAGAUAGACCAAACAGUGCUAUGGCAACAAUCGCACCAUCAGACAGGCAAGAUUUCGGCAACAAAGGUGACGUAAACUCUUCUACUCAGCAAGGGGUUAACCCACCGAAUGAUUUCAUGAUGGAGAGACAAGCCAGUUUCCCACCUACCCAAAAUCCAAGAACUACUGGUUCCAGUUUGGCAUCUCUGCCCGAGAUACCGAAGAAUGGUAAGAGCUUCAAGGAUUUUGCGAAUAUUGCGCAAUGGGGCAAUUUCGCUAGCAAUCCUACAAGCGGUCCAAACAAGAACAACAAGAAUGACAUUCCAUCAGCCAACAGUCGUCUACAACUGAACCAACUUUCCGAUUUCUUUCAACAGCAAAGCGCUGGCUGGAUUGAAGGUAAUCUCGGUAACGACGAUUUCUUCGGUUGGCUGGACAUGAACAUGGAACCUAAGUUCUAA